Messenger RNA from Vicugna pacos (alpaca), 1788 nucleotides. It is a transcript of the gene MSMO1, whose product is annotated as methylsterol monooxygenase 1. Gene Ontology annotation, biological process: lipid biosynthetic process. NCBI's taxonomy places the organism in Eukaryota, Metazoa, Chordata, Mammalia, Artiodactyla, Camelidae. The record is from RefSeq and is a predicted model, not a curated record. Gene Ontology annotation, molecular function: oxidoreductase activity; iron ion binding.
GCACUCACAAGCCAAUAACGGCGGGAGGAACUGGCUACCCCUGGAGCGGCUAGAGCCUAGCCGAGCUCGCGAGGCGGCGGCGGCGGCGGAGGCGGCGGCAGUGGCGGCAGACCGUGCGGCGUCUAGAGUUAUAAGGCUGUCUGCAGAGCUUUGAAAAAUGGCGACGAAUGAAAGUGUCAACAUCUUUAGUUCAGCAUCCUUGGCUGUGGAGUAUGUAGACUCACUUUUACCUGAGAAUCCUCUGCAGGAACCAUUUAAAAAUGCUUGGAACUACAUGUUGAAUAAUUACACAAAGUUCCAGAUUGCAACAUGGGGAUCCCUCAUAGUUCAUGAGUUCCUUUAUUUCUUCUUCUGUUUACCUGGAUUUUUGUUUCAAUUUAUACCUUACAUGAAAAAGUACAAAAUUCAAAAGGAUAAACCAGAAACAUGGGAAAACCAAUGGAAAUGUUUUAAAGUACUUCUCUUUAAUCACUUUUGUAUCCAGCUUCCUUUGAUUUGCGGAACUUACUAUUUUACGGAGUAUUUCAAUAUCCCUUAUGAUUGGGAAAGAAUGCCAAGAUGGUAUAUGCUCUUGGCAAGAUGCUUUGGCUGUGCAGUGAUUGAAGACACCUGGCACUAUUUCCUGCACAGGCUCUUACACCACAAAAGAAUAUAUAAAUAUAUUCAUAAAGUUCAUCAUGAGUUUCAGUCUCCCUUUGGAAUGGAAGCUGAAUAUGCACAUCCUCUGGAAACCCUAAUUCUUGGAACUGGAUUUUUCAUCGGAAUCAUGCUUUUAUGUGAUCAUGUUAUUCUUCUCUGGGCCUGGGUGACCGUGCGUUUGAUAGAAACUAUUGAUGUCCAUAGUGGUUAUGAUAUUCCUCUCAACCCUUUAAAUCUCAUCCCUUUCUAUGCUGGUUCUCGGCACCAUGAUUUCCACCACAUGAACUUCAUUGGAAACUAUGCUUCGACAUUUACAUGGUGGGACAGAAUUUUUGGAACAGACUCUCAAUACGUUGCCUACAAUGAAAGGAUGAAGCAGGCUGAGAAAAAGACUGAAUAAAUACCCCAUUCCUGAAGAUACACAUUUUCCUGAAUUGAAGCUAGUAGCUAACAUUGCUUCUGGGGAGCAGAAGUAAACAUGUGUCUUGGCCACUCAGCGAUAAAAAGAACAUUAACAACCUUUAAUUAUCUUCCUAGUGGGAACUUCUAUAUAUUAAAGUACAGUGUCCAUGAGGAAGCUUUAAAGGCCAUGUUGCUAACCUGACAAAAAGGAUUUAAGUGAUGGAAGGAAUAUUAAUCCAUGUCUUUUCCCCCAGUGGUACCAUAGGCUGGAAGCUGAAGUUGAUCUGUAAAUCUUUUAAAUACAAAAUGGCCAUUUUAAGAACUCUUAGUAGUGGUGUUGGCCUCUUACUGAAUUUUAAACACUUCUUAGAAUUUGCUUAAAGAGCAAAUACCAUGGGUUAAACCACGCCGAUCCAAAUAGUGUGAGUGAGGCUGCCGAAUCCGAAAUAGCCAGCGCCAAGAACAGUCUGGGUGAUGCUCUUUCUUGGAGAAGUCCUUUUUGAUUGCAGUGUACUUCUGGUAUCUCUAAAUUAAGGCAUUUCUGAAUUGAUGUAAGUGGAAUAUUUUAGUGUAAAGGUUUUCAGGUUACUUGAAUUUUUAAAAAUUGAGCUAGCUUUCUGCUAUUUACCCUUUCAUUUUUGUAUAGCAAUUUUUCAUUAUCCUUAAAGCUGUAUCUGGAAACUUUGUGAACUGACUUGCUGUAUUUGCACUUGGAGCUAUUGAAUAAAAUGUGAUCUUGUUUGAUUA